AUGAGGGCUUUGAAGCCUAUGAACCGAAACCCGAGCAAGAAAGAGCAUUUCAAAACAGGAUCAUCUAAUAAAAAACGGAGACUUGAUGAAGGUCAUUUUGCUAGGAAAAAUGGAGGAACAAGUUCAUCAAAAUCGCAAAGAAUCAGUAGUCGUAGAAGCAAGAGGUUAGAGAACAGCAACCCCAAAGAAACACAAAAAAGUGCCACAAUUCUAUCAUGGCUCGUCGAUUCCAAAAUAGUCCCAGAUAGCGCAACCAUCUACUAUACAGGCACAACAACUCAAGAUGGUUUUAAGAAAGGGACAAUAGAGGCCAAUGGGAUUGUAUGUACUUGUUGUCGAAGCUUUUUCACUGUCCCGGGUUUCCAAGUGCACACGGGAGGGAGAAUUAUUGACAAUCCCUAUGAUGCAAUCGGAGUUGAUGGAAUUCAAGGAGAUGGUAGUAUUACUCCCCUUUCACAAUGUAUGGAAUCAGCUUUGAAAAAACGAGAUGAACCAGAACACCAUGGGAUCAAACAUGUCACCACGAAAGGAUCAGAUGGCGAUAUUUAUGAUGAUGCGUGUAUGUUAUGUGCUGAUGGAGGGAAUCUGAUUUGUUGCGAACAAUGUAACUCGACAUUUCACGUGAAAUGCUUGGGCAUGCAGGUGGUGCCUGAUGAGCCAUAUUAUUGUUCGUAUUGCGCUUGCAAGUUAUGUGGAAAGCCUGUUACCAAAAGGGAUUCUUCUUGGCUCACUUGCUCUUUAUGUGAAAAACAAUAUCAUGUGAAGUGUUCAAAAGAGUCGUUAACGAUCGACAUUAAUCGCUUUCCAAGAGCAUUUUGUGAGAAAAGUUGUCGAAGCAUUCAUGAAAAGUUGGAAAGCAAGUUAGGAGUGAAAAGAAUGCUUGAAGACGACUUGUCGUGGACUUUGCUGCACAGAUUUGAUAGAGAAUAUGGUUCUUACGAGGUUAGUGCAACCAAAAGACUCGAGUGCUACAGCAAGCUUGCGGUUGCAUUCAGAUUAUUGACAGCUUGUUUUGAGCCCAUAAGAGAUCGACACACGAGAAUCAACAUGAUUCGAAAUGUAGUGUACAAUUGUGGGUCCGAUUACCAACGGAUAAAUUUCCGUCGCUUUUUCACUGGUAUAAUUGAAAAGGGUGAUGAAGUUAUAGCAGUGGCAUCAAUCAGAGUUCAUGGAAGUAACCUAGCAGAGAUACCAUUUAUAGCAACGGCUGAACCACACAGAAACAAAGGAAUAUGUGGCAAACUGUUGAAUGGGAUCGAAUCUGAUCUUCAAGAUUUUGGAGUUAGAACGUUGGUUAUCCCUUCUUCAUCCGAGACGAUAAGGGUUUGGAACGAGAAAUAUGGUUUUAAUCUUCUAAAGGACGAGACAAAGAAAGAAAUCAUGAAACUGAACGUACUUAUGUUUCAUGAUUGUUUAAGAAUGCAGAAGACGAUACGAGAAAGAAUCGAUUUAAACGCCGAACCACCUCAAGAGUAUGACAGAAGAACAGUAGCAUGUUGA
Messenger RNA from Lactuca virosa, 1500 nucleotides. The record is from the annotation of a GenBank genome assembly. Lineage: Eukaryota; Viridiplantae; Streptophyta; Magnoliopsida; Asterales; Asteraceae.